UUUCCAUCAUAUUUCUCUUCACAAUUCGGUGUGUGGUGUGUUUGGCAGCAGAGAAAAUUUAAUAAAAGGAAAAUCCACGAAAGAAGCUCAAAUAAAUCGAUUCUCCAAGUCCAAGCACACAAGUCCAGAGUUUGCAUAUUAUCAACAGCAUUUGCAACUCGGAUUUGAACUUGUAAUAAUUCCAGCCAAGCAAGAAGGCCACCAGCAGCAGCAGCAGCAGCAUAACCGAUUUCCUACUUCUCCAAUCAAAAGAAUCGAAAUAAAAGCAAGCAACUAUGGGAAACGUAUUCGCCAAUCUGUUUAAAGGCCUCUUUGGCAAAAAGGAAAUGAGAAUAUUGAUGGUCGGUUUGGAUGCCGCUGGUAAAACCACAAUUCUGUACAAACUCAAAUUAGGCGAAAUUGUUACAACGAUACCUACCAUUGGUUUCAAUGUGGAGACUGUAGAAUACAAGAAUAUUAGCUUUACAGUGUGGGAUGUGGGCGGCCAAGACAAAAUUCGUCCAUUGUGGAGGCAUUACUUCCAGAAUACACAAGGUCUUAUCUUCGUCGUUGACAGCAAUGACCGAGAGCGUAUCGGUGAGGCGAGAGAGGAAUUGAUGCGCAUGCUGGCGGAGGACGAGCUUCGGGAUGCAGUCUUACUAAUAUUCGCCAACAAACAGGAUCUGCCAAAUGCAAUGAAUGCGGCUGAAAUUACCGACAAGCUCGGUUUGCACUCACUCAGAAACCGCAACUGGUACAUUCAAGCGACGUGUGCAACUAGCGGCGAUGGACUCUACGAGGGACUCGACUGGUUGUCCAAUCAGCUGAAGAAUGCUAAUCGCUAAUUAAACAUACACUAAAACUACAACCACAACAACAAAAAACAACAACAGCAACAACAUAAAUACACACUAACUUUGAUUUCAAGCAAAGCAGAAACAGAAGCAGAACCAGAAAACAACCAACAUCAACGUCAGAAACACCAACAGACAGACAAAACAGACACAGGAAAACGGCGGAAAUCCUAUCCUCAUCAAGAAGGAACACCAACAACAGCAACAACAACAACAACAACAACAACAACAACAGCAACAACAGCAACAACAACAACAGCAACAACAACUACAACAGCAACAUAAACAACAAGAGUAGAGAUCUUCGCAUAACUUAAAAGGCUCCUUCCUGUCCGUUGAGAACACAAGAAAUUGAAAUUGCAAGAACAGAUCUUUUCAAGCAGCAUCAGCAUAUAAAAGAACGCUAUUAUUUAAUUUAAAUUUAUAUACAUAAUUAUUGGAUGUUUAAAAACGAAACGAUUAAAAGAGAAACCCCAACCAAUCGCAAAAGAAAAAAAGGAAACAAAACACUAAAGUAUAUGGUAAAAAAUGUCUUUUUUUAAGUUAUUUUUGUCCUCUCUCCCUCUCCCCCCCUCAUCAAUAUAUAUUUCUUUUUAAUUUUAUAAAUAUAAAAGUAAUAUUAAUGAGAAGUAAUAAACAACAAAAACCAUUUUAA
Molecule: messenger RNA, 1488 nt
Organism: Drosophila miranda
Lineage: Eukaryota; Metazoa; Arthropoda; Insecta; Diptera; Drosophilidae
Gene: Arf79F
Product: ADP-ribosylation factor 1
Exons: 5
Coding region: 276-824 (182 amino acids)
Biological process (GO): vesicle-mediated transport; intracellular protein transport
Cellular component (GO): plasma membrane; cytoplasm
Molecular function (GO): GTP binding; GTPase activity
Source: RefSeq, a predicted model, not a curated record